GGAAGUUAUGUGGAAAAUUAACCACCUUCUUUUCACUAUAUUUUGAGUGUUUGAUAUGACCUGGACCCUGUGGAAAAGACUGCAUCCAACAGCAUUGGAAUGCAGUGUGACUUGAGGCCCGAUAGUUGGAAUAGUGGAGUGAUAAAGAGACGGAUGUUGAUAGGCAAUGGCUUGGUGGACAGGUUAUAUGCAGGCCACGUAGAAAACACUGUGCCUAGCAGUUCUUCUCUUGUUGUCUUGUAUUCUUUUCUCUGGGAAUGUGUUUACUGAGCUUUUGUGUACAUUCCUUGUUUUCGGAUCAUCUUGCUGUCUGUAUGUUGUCUAUGUGUUUGUAAGUUUGUGCAUCACUCCUUGUGACGUGAUGCCUGUAAGUCAGUAUAGUGCAGUGAGACAAGCACCUUGGUGAUGGCCAAUCUUAGAGAUCCACUCGGCAAUUAGAUCUUCAAACUCCUCAUUUUCUGUAUGCUACAACUGUCUUCUAACCAUCGUCCUGGCCAGGAGUUGUCCUCUUCUGGACUGUAGAGAAAACAUUGCCUCCAGUAGUUCAUCUGUUGUUAGCCUACUUUCCUUGUGUGUCUGUGUGUAUAUCGUCCCUAUAAUUGCUAGGCAACGGCUCUGUUGCUAGGUUAAAGUGACAUUGGUAAACACGUUCUUGUUACAGUGAACUCGCAUUAAAGAUUAGAAUAGUUAUUGGAUGUGUUGCUUCUUAUGUGGUUCAUGUGAUAUCAGAGAAAAACGGGUGAUUAGAUCUUUCCAGAAUUUGUUGCGUGGGAUGUGAAUGUGUAGUCAUGACAGAUAUAUAGCAUUAUUUGUUUUCCAGAACCUUGCAUAUUCAGAGGAAGUACAAAGUCUGUGUAGUGAGAUACAUCCAGCAUCUUCUCAUGAUGCAUGUCAGGCCAACAGUGUAAAAGCUGAGGAAGUGUCAGAUGCAGAAGAAGAGAAGUAUCCUGUGCCAAUAACAUUUCAAAGAAUAAAGGCUGAACGUGAGAGUACUGUGAACGAACUUCAACCUGUAUGGAGUGCGGAGCGGCGAUAUUCCUGUGAUGAGUGUGAUAAAUCAUUCACUCAACAGUGUAAUCUGAGGGGUCAUCAGUGCAACACACAUCAACACAUACAUAAUAGGGAGAGGCCAUUUUGCUGUGAUGUGUGCAAUAAGUCAUUCAGUCGGCAGGAUUAUCUGGAAGAACAUCAACGGUUACAUAGUGGUGAGCGGCCAUUUUGCUGUGAUGUGUGUAAUAAAUCAUACAGUGAUAGGAGUAAUCUGAGGAAGCAUCUGUGCAUACGUAAUGGUGAGGGGCCGUUUUGCUGUAACUUGUGUAAUAAAUCAUUCAGUCAGUGGGGUAAUCUGAAAGUACAUCAACAGUUACAUAAUUGUGAGCGACGAUUUUGCUGCGAUGUGUGUAAUAAAUCAUUUGUUAAUCAGGGUAAUCUGAGGAGGCACCUGCUCAUACAUAGUGGAGAGCGGCCGUUCUGCUGUAACGUGUGUAAUAAGUCAUUCAGUCGACUGGGUGGUUUGAAGGCACAUCAUCAGAUACACAGUGGUGAGAGGCCGUUUUGCUGUAAUGUGUGUAAUAAGUCAUUCAGUCGGCGGGAUUAUGUGGAAGUACAUCAACAGCUACACAGUGGUGAGCGGCCAUUUUGCUGUAAUGUGUGUAAUAAAUCAUACAGUGAUAGGAGUAAUUUGAGGACGCAUCUGCGCAUACAUAGUGGUGAGCGGCCCUUUUGCUGCGAUGUGUGUAAUAAAUCAUUCGUUAAUCGGAGUAAUCUGAGGAAGCAUCUGCACAUACAUAGUGGUGAGCGGCCGUUUUGCUGUAACUUGUGUAAUAAAUCAUUCAGUCAGCGGGGUAAUCUGAAAGUACAUCAACAGCUACAUAGUGGUGAGCGGCCAUUUUGCUGUGAUGGGUGUAAUAAAUCAUUCAGUUAUUGGAGUCAUCUGAGGAGGCACCUGCUCAUACAUAGUGGAGAGCGACCGUUCUGCUGUAACGUGUGUAAUAAGUCAUUUAGUCGUCGGAGCUAUCUGAAGACACAUCAACAGCUACACAGUGGUGAACGGCCAUUUUGCUGUGAUGUGUGUAAUAAGUCAUUCAUUCGGCGGAGUCGUCUGGAAGUACAUCAACGGCUACAUAGUGGUGAGCGGCCAUUUUGCUGUGAUGUGUGUAAUAAAUCAUACAGUGAUAGGAGUAGUCUGAGGAAGCAUCUGCGCAUACAUAGUGGUGAGCAGGCAUAGAGCUGUGUGGUGUGUAAUAAGUUGUUUGCACAUCAGAGCCAUCUGGAGACACAUCGAGUGGCACGUAGUGAUGGGUGUAUUACAUCAUAGAGCAGUAGAGGCGGGUUUGAACUAAAGGACCAGUAUGUGAGUUGCAGCUUGCUGCUCAUGACACAGUUUUCUCUCUGUUGCAUGCUGUGUGUUAGUAGAGUGCUAUGAGUUAUUGCAGGUGCUAACAUUUCCAACUGACUAGGGAAAUCAAUUGCACCCCACACUACAAAAGGUCAUUGCAUUCCGCAUUUGUUUGCUACUGAUUGCUGAGCCAUACAAGCCCCUGUCUGGUUAAGAGUAAACAGAUAUGACAUGUAUUGGUCAUGUGACCCGCAGAGCUGAAUGAAGUUCCAUCAACUUAAAUUCCUACAGUCUCAAAAGCACAUACAUUUAAGUUUCAGUUCACUGGAGUGAAAUGAAGAUGAGAGCGAUGAAGUUCAUGAAGUCUACUCUUCUGAAAUAUGAUAACAGUGAAAAAAUGAAUGAAUGAAUGAAGUGUUGUAGACUCGUAUGUUACACUGGACUGAACUUUUCAUUAUCUACACUGUAAAAAAUGAAGGGUGAUAGAUGAAACGCUGUAUUCUCUUUUGUGGGUAAGCUUGAAGUCAAGCAACCACUGGAGGGCUUAGAUUUUUGGAAUGAUAAAAUUAAAAUGUAUCUGAAAUGGAAUAUAAGGGCAUGGCCUGGAUUUAAUAAAACAAAAGAUCGGUGCCAUU
Messenger RNA from Cryptotermes secundus, 2973 nucleotides. Its product is annotated as zinc finger protein 271. The transcript has 2 exons. The record is from RefSeq and is a predicted model, not a curated record. The coding region runs from base 779 to 2227 and encodes 482 amino acids. Gene Ontology annotation, molecular function: DNA-binding transcription factor activity; RNA polymerase II cis-regulatory region sequence-specific DNA binding. Gene Ontology annotation, cellular component: nucleus. Gene Ontology annotation, biological process: regulation of transcription by RNA polymerase II. Lineage: Eukaryota; Metazoa; Arthropoda; Insecta; Blattodea; Kalotermitidae.